UAAGCAUUCUGGGGAGUGCUCGUUUCCGGGUGGAGUGGUCUCGGCAGUAUCUAUUGGUUUUACAUCCGUGCAGACCACUGUUUAGCCAAGUUGUAGAAAGAACUUUUUGUCCAGCAGCUGCUUUGUCGCUGGCUGUGCUCACUGGAACCGACUCAGAAGAAUGCAUGGUCUUCAGAAAUAAAUCAGUGGAGCACUGCGUUUGCGGACAGUACGCGACAAAUGUGCAAAUAUGCGAAUAAAUAGAAUGCAGAUCAAAGACUGACUUAAAAAGAGCUUUGUAGGCUAUACCGCCAUUAGUGUAUGAGGAAAGUUUUUAAGUCGAGCGCAGUGGGAAAGGGAAUAUCUGUAAAUUCCCAAACUGGAAAACUUGCUGACAAAUAUUGUUGAAAUAUGGCUUUGUCUUGGAGAAGUUGGACAACGAACGAAGGUGGCAAACACCUAAUAUUGGUUAUGUGGCUCGGAGCAAAUACCUGGUUGUUUUGGAGAACAUUCAUUUUGUAUUACAGUGGUCCGCAAUACUAUUACCUCCACAAGAUGCUUGGGCUAGGAUUGUGUAUUAGCCGGGCCUCUGCAUCUGUCCUCAACCUCAACUGCAGCCUGGUCCUCCUGCCCAUGUGUCGCUCCUUGCUCACCUGUCUCAGAGGUUCUCAUAAGGUGAUGAGCAGGAAAAGUAGGCGGCUCUUGGAUAAAAGUAAGACCUUCCACGUGGCCUGUGGUGUUGCCAUUUGUGUCUUCUCAGUGGUGCACGUGCUGGCCCACUUGACCAAUGCUCUCAGCUUUUCGGCCAGGUACUCAGAGGAGUUCCCCUCUCUGAACAUGGCGCACCACAAGGGAGAGGAUCCACGGAUUAUUAUCUUAACCACUGUCCCAGGUGUCACUGGUGUCCUGCUGGUCUUCAUCCUCUUCCUGAUGUUCACAGCCUCCUCCUACUGCAUAAGAGUCUCCAGCUAUGAAAUAUUCUGGUACACGCACAACCUCUUUAUUGUCUUCUACAUUGUGCUGCUUGUGCAUGUUAUUGGGGGUGUGCUGAAAUACCAGACCAAUGUUGACACUCACCCUCCAGGCUGCUUCGGGCCCAACAGAACCGUCCCAGAGUCCAGGUCGAGCCCGCAGCUCGUGCAAGAGUCUGUUCCUCCGGGUUCUGAGCAACCCACAGGCAGGAACGGAUUCAACAGCAUCUGCAGGGAGGAACCCCGGUUCCAGGCCCAUUUUCCUGAGACCUGGCUGUGGGUUUCAGGGCCGCUGUGUCUGUACUGUGCCGAGAGGCUGUACAGGUAUGUCCGCAGCAGCACACCAGUCACCAUUGUGUCAGUCAUCAGCCACCCCUGUGACGUCAUUGAGGUGCGCAUGGUGAAAAAGAACUUCAAAGCCAGGCCUGGACAGUACGUUGUUUUGAACUGUCCGAACGUUUCAUCGUUUGAAGGCCACCCCUUCACUUUGACAGUGUGUCCGACAGCGAAGAAGGCCACAUUUGGGAUCCAUCUCCGAGUGCUUGGAGACUGGACUGAGCGGUUCACAGAACUUUUGCUUCCUGAUCCAAGCAUGGAUUCUGAGAUUCUUCCCAUUGUUCAGCAAAGGAAAUAUCCCAAGCUGUACGUUGACGGGCCCUUUGGGAGUGCCUCUGAGGAAGUGUUUAGCUAUGAAGUCAGCCUCUGUGUCGCAGGCGGGAUUGGAGUCACCCCCUUUGCCUCUGUGCUGAACGCUCUGCUGGAUGAGUGGCAGCAGUACAAACUCCGGAGGAUUUAUUUCAUCUGGAUCUGCAGGGAACUGCAGGCUUUCUACUGGUUUGCUGACCUGCUGUGUGCCCUGCAUCAGAAGCUCUGGCAGGACAAUCGUCCGGACUACUUCAACAUCCAGCUGUACCUCAGCAAGGCGGAGGGGUUGCAGAAUAUUUCAGAGGAGCGGUACAGGGCCCUUAAUUCCAGACUUCUUAUUGGACGUCCUAGGUGGAAGCUGCUCUUUGAAGAGAUUGGGAAGGCCAAUAAGCACAAACGUGUUGGUGUUUUCUGCUGUGGACCGAAAGGAAUAUCAAAAACUCUGCACAAACUCUGCAACACCAGCCACUUUGGGACGACGUUCGAAUAUAACAAGGAAUCGUUCAGCUGAGACUUUAUGGGUGGAGUAGCAUCUACACAGAAGUGCAAUGAUGGAGAGAUUCUUUUAUUAGUGGGCGGAAGUGAAGUGUUCUCAUAUUAUGUGGUGGUGAAGACACAGGUUUAUUCUGUGGAUUCAACAAAAGGUUAAAAACUGUUACAGUGCAUUUGAAUCCAAAGUCUCUACUUUUUAUUUAAGGUAAAUAAAAAUGUGUGGACUAUGGGGCAUUAUUUUCUGAAGCCUGAAGAGCAGUGCCGCUUUGCGAAAUUUCAAUAACUUGAAGUGCAAUUGGAAUCUGUUUUUUUUCCCAGCAUUUUUCAGAAUUGUUUUUAUUUGUGGAAAAAAUGAAAUUCAAAUGAAAUCUCCCCUCUUAUGGUGCUACUGUUGUACCUUUUCAUGUUCAGCAUUUCUUGUUAAUUUAUAGUUCAAUAUUUUUAUGCUUUG
Messenger RNA from Anguilla anguilla (European eel), 2538 nucleotides. RefSeq names its product NADPH oxidase 4. NCBI's taxonomy places the organism in Eukaryota, Metazoa, Chordata, Actinopteri, Anguilliformes, Anguillidae. Gene Ontology annotation, cellular component: NADPH oxidase complex; plasma membrane. Gene Ontology annotation, molecular function: superoxide-generating NAD(P)H oxidase activity. Gene Ontology annotation, biological process: defense response; superoxide anion generation. The transcript is spliced from 18 exons. The record is from RefSeq and is a predicted model, not a curated record. Bases 391 to 2106 code for a protein of 571 amino acids.